AUGGAUGAGGAUGAGGACAAGGACAAGGACAAGGACGAUGAGGAAUAUGAGGAGCAAAAUCUGUUUAUAGUCCCACCACAACCGAGUGCUGAUAUGUCGGAUGAUGAUACAUUAGAAGGGUAUAAGGAAUCAGCUGAUGAACUAGAAGGUGACACUAUGUCCGAGGAAUCACUUGUGCAUGUUGUAUCUAGUGAGGAGGAGGCAAGAGAAAGGAAAAAGAACAAGAGGCGAAGAGCCAAUGCUCCUGUUAGGAUGUCAUCGGAUGUUUGGGCCCAUUUUCACAAGGUCAAAGAGCCAUCGACGGAGCAUCCGGGAGAGAUUGUGUUGAAGGCUGUUUGUAAUUAUUGUCCCAAAAAGAGGUAUGCGUAUACGCAAGGUGGCAGCACCUCAACUAUUGGAAGGCAUAUCUUAAAAUGUGAAGGUUUAAGGAACAAGAUCGCUAGGAAUGCCAUCCAAACAACUCUUGAACUGCGCAAAAUCAAUGGUCCAACAAGUGCUCCAACAAUGCACCCCUCUAUUGAGUACAACCAAGGAAUCGUCAAGGAGCUUAUUGCUAAGAUGAUAUGUGUGCAUGAGUAUUCAUUUAGAAUGGUUGAACAUGAGUGGUUCAACAUUCUGAUGAAGUGCAUGAAUCCAAAUUAUAAACCCAUUGGAAGGAAGGCAAUACGAGCCGAGUGCAUGAGGGUUUACAAGAACGAAAAAGAGGUGCUGAAAUCUCUCCUAAAGGGUGUGAGCUCCAUAUGUCUAACUACAGAUUUGUGGACAAGCAACCAAACCUUAUCUUACAUGUGUGUGGUUGCACACUAUAUAGAUGAGAAUUGGAACUUACAAACCCGUGUGCUUGCUUUCAUAGAGUUGGAUCCUCCUCACUCUGGAAAUGUCAUUGCGGAUGCUCUCUAUGCGGUUGUGCUAGAAUGGAAUAUUGAGACCAAAAUUAUGUCCGUCACACUUGACAACGCUUCAAACAAUGAUGGUGCGGUCGAUGCUUUGAAGGCCAAGUUCUUGUUCCGGAGAGGUAAGGACUUCGAAGGCCAAUAUUUUCAUAUCCGUUGUUGUGCACACAUCCUCAACUUGGUCGUGCAAGAUGGGACAGCGAUCUUAGAUAAUUUGAUAAACAGCUUGAGAGAGACGGUGAAGUACUUCAAGAGGUCACCUUCUCGUCUCCAUGCUUUUGUUGCCACUUGCAAAAGCUUGGGUGUCAAAGUUGGUAAUCAUUUACACUUGGAUUGUAAAACAAGGUGGAGUUCAACCUUUAAGAUGAUUAGCACUGCCCGUGGAUAUAAGGAAGCCUUGACCUCUCAUGCUGGUUCAAAUGCCAACUAUGCUUGGGCGCCGACAAACGCAGAGUGGGACAUGUAUGACCUUAUCUCUCCAUUACUUGAGAGUUUGGCUGAGGUGACAAAAGCAUUUUCAGGAAGCUUAUAUCCCACUUCGAACAUCUUCUACCCAUACAUUGUUGGUAUCAAGCUUGCAAUCAAACAUGCAAUGGCUAGUGACAGUGACCACUACAAGGAAAUGGGUGAAGCAAUGUUGGAGAAGUUUGACAAAUAUUGGGAAGAAAAGAACAAUGCCAUGGUGAUCGCAACCAUCUUUGAUCCUAGGUACAAGAUGGGUUACAUAGAGUGGGCCUUUGGAGAACUAUAUGGAGAAGGAAGUACGAGGUUUAGGACUGAGAUCAAAACUGUGGAGAAAGAGUUGGCAGCCUUGUAUGACAAAUGUGUUGCUCAAAAUAAGCAAGCUGGAAAUGGAGAAAGCUCAUCUUCCUCUACAAACAUUCCUAGUAUCCCGGUUCAAGCUGGGUACGAGGCCUUCUUAUCGUCCCGUUCAACAAGAAUAUCAAAGAGUGAGUUGAGGAACUACUUAGAGGAUGCGGUUGCCCCUCGCGACAAGGCUCUUGAUCUUCUUGGUUGGUGGAAAGAGAAUGCUCCAAGGUACCCAAUGUUGGCCAAGAUAGCCAAGAGGUUCAUUACUAUCCCGGCUACCUCCGUGUCUUCGGAAUCUACCUUCAGCACGACCGGAAGGAUUUUAGAUGACUAUAGGAGUUCGUUAAAACCGGUUAUGGUGGAGGCAUUAGUUUGUGGUGCAAGUUAUAUCAAGGGUGCUCAUGUUGACUUGAAUCUGGUGCCGAGGGAUGAGAAUGAAGAGGAUGAUGUUGAGAACAUCAAGUUACCCACUAUGGUGGAGGAGAUCAACGAUUGA
This is a messenger RNA of Triticum turgidum subsp. durum (durum wheat), 2199 nucleotides long. The record is from the annotation of a GenBank genome assembly. NCBI's taxonomy places the organism in Eukaryota, Viridiplantae, Streptophyta, Magnoliopsida, Poales, Poaceae.